AUGACCCAUGCUUUCCUCUUGAACUUGAACAAUACCUCUUCGAAAUUCAUCGAUGACAGGGAACAACAGAGCCUAAUGUUACUCGGCGUCCUCCUAAAACCGUUGAAUCAAACGGCAACUCUUUAUCGACGUUACUUGCCGUCACUUUCUCUGUCUGGCGUUUCCUCUUCAGCUUCUUCAAGAUGGUUCUCCGAAGGCUCGGCGACCACCGACUUUCCGGUUACUCGGUUGUCCGAGUUGCCUAGAGUGCCGAAAUUGGUCGAGGGAUGUGACUAUGAGCAUUGGCUGGUGGUCAUGGAGGCUCCCCGGGGAUACCCAUUUCGAGAUGAGAUCGUUAGUGGGUAUAUCAAGACCUUAGCUAUGGCUUUGGGCAGUGAAGAGGAAGCUAAGAAAUCAAUAUACUCUGUUUCCACCAAGUAUUACUAUGCAUUUGGUUGCAAGGUCCGGGAAAAUUUGACUGACAAAAUCAAGUACCUGCCUAAUGUGAAAUGGGUUCUACCAGAUUCUUAUUUAUGUUAUGGUGAAGAUAGCUAUGGAGGAGAACCAUUCAUUGAUGGCGAGGUGGUUGCAUAUGACGACAAAUACCAUGUGGAUUGGGUUCGUGAUGAGAAGGAUGACAAAUUUAAAAGCACAACACAUUCAAGGAAAGCUCGGAGGAGACGAAAGAAAAAUAAAGUUCUGUCAUAGGAUGUGCAGUUAUCACUGAAUUUUAGAAAGCUUACAUCCAGAUCUCAGUGAGUUAUCUGGUCAUCAUGAUUCUGCGUAGCCACUCGAUUCAGAUUUUGAUGAGGCAGUCAUUCUAUUGGAUUUUUAAAUAACAUCAACAUAAUAUUUUUCAUUCACAUCACUUUCUGGAGCAGCUGGCUCCAUGACAUCUCUUGGAGCUUGUAGCUCCCUUUCAUUUGGGGCAUAUUAGUAUAUUACCCUCUCUUCUUUUGGGGUGUUGAACCCGUCUAACAUCACACUAGUGUCUUCUACAUAGUGUUUUAUUUAGCCUCCAAAUGUACAUAUUCUAGACUUCAUCUACAUUAGCUCAUCCUAGUAUAUUCCAGAACAAUCUAGAUAUGUGCAUCAAAUAUGCAGCACUAAUCUCCAACACAUUCAAAUGGGUCAUCUGGACAGGAUGGUAUAAGGUUUGUCAAACUUUAUGUUAAACUUAUACCUUGCUGGUCUGUUUGGUGGGCUGAUGUUCAGAGCUCAUGCAAUUAAUUGUUGGAUAGCAAACUGGGAUUCUGGCAUUCUGGCACAAGUGAAAGAAACAUAUGAAUCCAAGGUCCCGCUUGAUGCACCGUCUAGGAAUGGUAGCUGAAUGUAAUAUAUCUUUGAGAAUGUAUAAACCCAGGAAACUAAAUCCUGUGAUUAUAUUUACCUUUGACUUGUAAUUUGAAUGUUUGAUAGUAAAUCAAUUCAUGUCUAGUCUCCACUUUGAU
Tripterygium wilfordii is the source of this 1430-nucleotide messenger RNA. RefSeq names its product multiple organellar RNA editing factor 7, mitochondrial. The transcript has 4 exons. The coding region runs from base 1 to 687 and encodes 228 amino acids. Gene Ontology annotation, cellular component: mitochondrion. Gene Ontology annotation, biological process: mitochondrial mRNA modification; cytidine to uridine editing. The record is from RefSeq and is a predicted model, not a curated record. Lineage: Eukaryota; Viridiplantae; Streptophyta; Magnoliopsida; Celastrales; Celastraceae.